GGUGGGAGGCGCUUCCUGCGGCCGCCCUUGCGCUGGGCCCGCCAUGGCGGUGAUGGGGGUGCAGGUGGUGGUGACCCUGCUGGCCGCCAGCCUCAUGCAGAAGAUGGCCCCUCACUGCUCCUUCGCCCGCUGGCUGCUCUGCAACGGCAGCCUGUACCGCUACAAACACCCCUCGGAUGAGGAGCUCUGCGCCCUGGCCGGGAAGCAGCGCCCCAAGGCCAAGAGGGACAGGAGGAUGAACGGGGUGCUGGAGGACAAGCCCCUCUCCGUGCCCCGGGACAUCGACCUGCGCCUGGACACCGCCCCCAUCACCGCCAUGGAUGCCCUGGUGCUGCGCUAUUUCCUGGAGUACCAGUGGUUCGUGGACUUCGCCGUGUACGCCACCGCCGUGUACGCCUUCACCGAGGGCUACUACUGCCUGGCCAGCCCCGCCAGGGAGACCAACCUGGGGGUCCUCUGGUGCCUGCUGACUGUCCUCUUCUCCCUGAAGGUGUUUUUCAUGCUGAUGCGCCAUUAUUUCCGCUCGGAGGAGGGCGGGGAGCGCUCCGUGUGCCUCACCUUCGCCUUCUUCUUCCUCCUCCUGGCCAUGGUGGCCCUGGUCAUCCGCGAGGAGCACCUGGAGUUCGGCCUCGAGGCCGGGCUGGCCGGAGUCAGCGCUAACCUGGAGCCCAUCCUGAAGCAGCGGGGCUGGGAGUGGACGCUGCCCCUGGCCAAGCUGGCCUUCAAGCUGGGGCUGGUGGCCCUUUGCUCCUUCCUGGGUGCCUGCCUGACCUUCCCGGGGCUGCGCCUGGCCCAGACCCACCUGGAUGCCCUCAGGAUGGCGGCUGACCAGCCCCUGGCACAGCUCCUGCUCCACCUGAUCUUCCUGGCGCCCGUCCUGGUGGUGGUGAUGUGGGUCAGGCCCAUCUCCCGGGAUUUCCUGCUCCACGCGCCCAUGGGCAAGGAGACGGUGCAGCUCAUGUCAGACUCUGCCUUCAACAGCGCCCGGCUCUGGGCCGUGGUGGGGCUGUGCCUGCUGCGCCUGCUCGGCGCCCGCCGCCACCUCCAGGCCUACCUGGGGCUGGCCGAGCGCUGGGUGGAGCAGAUGAGGAAGGAGGCCGGGCGCAUCCCGGCCCUGGAGAUCCAGCAGAAGAUCACCAGGAUCUACUGCUACGUGCCCGUGGUCACCCUGCAGUACCUGGGGCCCGUCAUCCUCACCCUGCACUGCACUCUGCUCCUCAAGACGCUGGGGCACCACUCCUGGGGGCUGUACCCGGAGCCCCCCCCGGUGUCCCCAGUGACCCCGCCGGGCCCCGCGGGCGAGGACAGCGAGGACGUGCAGGUGGUGGUGCAGCAGAUCACGGGAAUCCUGGACUGCAUCUUCACCCCCUCCUUGCUCCGGGGGCUCUUCUCCUUCCUCACCUGGUGGGUGGCCGCCUGCCAGGUCGUCACCAGCCUCUUUGGCCUCUACUUCCACCAGUACCUGGCGGGGUCCUGACUGGGGGAGCUGGGAUGUCCCUGGGGGCGCGGUCAGUGCCCGGCUGCUGCUCCUGCCCUGGCUGCUUCCCCCCCUCUGCACGUGCUGGUGGCACCCUUGGACACGUUUUGGGGGAGAUGUUCCUGCUGCCAGCUCAGGGCAGGACGGGUUUUGUGCCCGGGGCAAGGUGGGCAC
Empidonax traillii (willow flycatcher) is the source of this 1651-nucleotide messenger RNA. It is a transcript of the gene TMEM161A, whose product is annotated as transmembrane protein 161A. The coding region runs from base 44 to 1477 and encodes 477 amino acids. The record is from RefSeq and is a predicted model, not a curated record. The transcript is spliced from 12 exons. NCBI's taxonomy places the organism in Eukaryota, Metazoa, Chordata, Aves, Passeriformes, Tyrannidae.